Lytechinus pictus (painted urchin) is the source of this 3764-nucleotide messenger RNA. RefSeq names its product 3-galactosyl-N-acetylglucosaminide 4-alpha-L-fucosyltransferase FUT3-like. The record is from RefSeq and is a predicted model, not a curated record. Gene Ontology annotation, cellular component: membrane. NCBI's taxonomy places the organism in Eukaryota, Metazoa, Echinodermata, Echinoidea, Temnopleuroida, Toxopneustidae. The transcript is spliced from 3 exons. Bases 211 to 1560 code for a protein of 449 amino acids. Gene Ontology annotation, molecular function: alpha-(1->3)-fucosyltransferase activity.
AGAGUUUCCUACUUGAUCUGGACACGAUGUCAUUCACAUGAAGAUUCCACUUCAGGUCUGUUUGGAUUAUGACCCCCAACAGCUUUACAUGGUUACAUUUGUCAAUGACAUGACCAGAAAUAGUGAUUGGAUCUGGCAAAGGACAAAUAUCACCAUUCGUGUUUGUAAAGGACAUUCAAGGGGGCUUAUCCUGGUAAUAUUCGUGCGUGAAUGACUAUGAUCAGAGGAACCAUCAGGUCUUCCUGCAGUGGUGAUGUAGCAGAUAUCCUUCGAAGCAUGAGAAACAUAAUGAUGUGGUCUGCUAGAGCGUGUCUCUACCCCUAUGCAUUCUUGCUGGGCAUCGUUACAGUCGUCGUCAUAUUUCAAUUGAUUAACAUCGUUGACCCACCUUACGUCAUCAAGUCUAAACACGGCAUCGAUGAAGUUGAUUAUGAUGACAAUCCGGCUGGACCCCCACCAAGAUGCAACUGGAAUGUACACAUAUUCGAUAAGAUCAGGACAUUGAACAAAGCUUCAGAAUUUACAGCCUUGAUGUCAAAACUCAAAAAGGUGACGAAAUACAGAUAUGCAACUGGUAAACCCAUGGUAUGCAAAGGUGACCAGGGUCAGAUUCCGUGUUAUAUGAAGAUAACGGUUUCACUGAACGAGACGGACCUGCGAAACAAGGACGCGGUGGUCUUCGGGAUGUCCGCGGUAUCUAUGAGAGAGGCAAUAGCUCUAAUGAUGUCUAAACGUCGGAUAGACCCCGAUCAACUUUGGGUCUUCAUGACGAUGUUAUCACCUCUGGAGAUUAAGAAGCGUUUUCCACGUAUCGGUAGUUUUCCAUCGCAUAUCACGUGGUCGUACCUGACGUCGUCCGACGUGGUUAAUCCGUAUGCGCAAUAUUCUGUGAACGAACCGACGGAUAAGUUCAACGUCACUUACGGUCACUACGUCAGGGGAAAACGGAAACUGGUGGCUUGGAUGGGGGACAAUUGCGGUGAUAAAGACUUCUGGCCAAGGAAAGCCUAUCUGGCGGAGCUAAUGAAGCAUGUACCCGUGGAUCUUUAUGGAGAAUGUACUAAUCUUACGUGUCUCCCAAGAAACUCGGAGCAAUGUGGCAUGUUGAUGAGUCAAUACAAAUUUUUCCUUGCCUUUGAAAGUUCCGAAUGCCGGGAAUACAUCACGGAGCCUUUCUGGUUCACAGCCCUCAAACACCAAUCCGUACCUAUCGUCUAUGGUCCUAAGAAGGAUUCCUACCUCAAGCUGGCACCACCACUGUCUUUUAUUCACAUCUCAGACUUUGAGUCCCCACAAGCACUGGCAAAUUACCUGAAGUCACUUGACAAAAACGAUGGAUUAUACUCUCGUUUCUUUAAGUGGCGACAUUCAGGGUCUUUAAAACCCCGGUACCCUCCGUUCAAACCGGAAUCUCUGUGCAAACUACUCCCAUACAUAGAAGAUAUGAAGAUCAGAAAAUUUGAAAAGGAAGCACUGUCAAAUACAAAAUGGCUGAGUAGUUGCAGAAAUAAAAAUAUAACUUCAAUGCAUUCAUUAAGUAACUGGACUCCUUGGAAAUAAUACAUUAUAUCUCGUCUUUUUAUGAGGUCCCUUUCGAUAGAUAAAGCAUGACGUUGACGUUUUGUUGACACGAAAGUGCUUCAAGACAUUACGACAUUGUGAAUCCGGUGGACAAGAUGGUGGAGUUUUACCGAUAAACCCGAACUUGCUAUUUCAAUCAGGGAUGGCACGGAAGUGGGAGGGGGAGAUAAAUACAGAUAAGAGAUUAUUUAUUAUUGGUUUUCUUUGUUUUAUACUCAGUUUUAUAGAUUUAAUAAUAAGCGUAUAACAUAAUACUGUUUUUUCCUUUCUUUCUCUUCGGUCCCCCCCCCUUUUUUUUUGGGGGGGGGGUGAUUUUUCAUUAUUUGAUAAAGAUAUGGUAUGGGCGGUCAUUUUAUGUGGCGGCGUUUGACCAUGCUUUGCCAGCUUCAAUAUGAUGGACUUUAUCACAAAAGUUCAAAUCAGAAUGGUAUGACCAAAUGCACUGAUAUGCUACUAUAUGGCUACUCCAACGUACAACUAUCCAUAACCAUGAUAACAGCCAAGUCAGUGGCUAGCUCAACCUGGUGUUAAAGAACUUGGUCAAGCUAAUGGUACCAUUGGAUUUUGCUGUUUUAAAGAUUGGGUUAUUUUGGAGACUAAUGGCGCAGUCACAUUUCCCCUACGGCGGCCGUACGGCGAGUCGAAAACAGCCGUUUAAACAUUUUUUGUACUAGUUACAUAAUAAUAGGUGGUUUGAAUAAACAUGAAUAAAACAGCUGUUUUCGACUCACCGUAUAUUGGAAAUGUGACUGCAGCAUGAAUAUCGGUCGGGUUUGAUUCAGCACCAAAAAUAUCGGCUUUUCCUGCACAAUCGCCAUAAAAAUCGGCACGUGUUGCUUGUGAUAGACUGAAUAGUUAAAUUUUAAUGAAACGAUGUUACUGUGCAAAGUUCUUUAAUCUAUGCAUGAUUUUUAGAAAUCUUUUAAAUACUGUAUUUUUUUAAUUAUGAUUCUUUAUUUUUGGCAUGUAUUUAUUACAUGUUUAGUUUGAUCAUUAUUUUUCAUUUCAUUUCUUUACUUUUCUUUCCAUUUCGGAGGGGGGGGGGGGGCGCAAUCACUAAAACUGCUCCAAUGUGUUCUUUAUUUUAUGAGGUUUUUUCAUUUAUUUAAUUUUUUUUUUUGGGGGGGGGAGGUUGUUUCACAAUUCUUUCAUUUCAAUUGUUUUUCUUUAUAGUAUGUAAGCUAAUCAAAAAUCCUAAAACGAUUGAGUUUGAUAACGUUUUCACUUUUUCCCUGCCUUUUCUUUCCUUUCUUCUUUAGUUCUUGGUUGUGAAACUUUUUAUGGGGAGGGUCCUUGGCCGCCAAGCCCCGCGAUCUGUACACCAGAGUGUCACGUGGGAAGUGACUUUUUUUAAAUUAUUUACUUACUGCUGCUUGACACCAAAUAAAGAAUACGUAGAACUGAUGAAUAUAGUUAUUAAAAAUAUUUAAUCAUAUCUCUUCAAUCUUUCUGAUGUUCUCUUUUGAUGGUUUUACAAUAAUUUGUACAUGAAAAUAUACACAGAUAUAACAAAAUACAACUUAACUUAACGGUAAUCGUGGACUCUAGCCCCCAUCAUCUCAUCUGGCCUGACAUGCCCCACUCGGCCCUGGUGGUCGGUCCAGUUCCUGGCCUCCGCAGCUAGGAUGUCUCUUCCACUCGGCCUCGGCCUCCGCAGACUGUGUUGCCCCUCGAUGAGUAGCCCUCAGAUCAAAGAUGUGGCUUCAACGAAUUAGUGGACGAGAUCGAGCCCCCAAUGAUGACAUGAAUUGUGUCGAAUCAUGUCGGUGGAGAACCGGUGGCAGCUGGGGUCGUUAUCUCGUCACCGACGUAGUCCCUCAGUUUUAACUUAGACUGCCUAUACGAACAUCUGUAGUCUAUUCUAGCUUAGGUGGUUCUCCUUGAAUUAAUGAAACUAACCUCCUAAUAUACCCCUUACAAAUUAGAUUAUGACUAGCUGUUUGAUUGGAUGUGAUAGAUAGAUAGAUUGAUUGAUUGGUUAAUUGAUUGAUUGAUGGAUAAUUGAUUGAUUGAUUGUUGACGCUUAAAUGAAAUUACGAUGUCAACAGCGGGGCUAAAGAAGGCAGGGGGUAGGGGCGGUUGCUCCAUGUGAUCUUUCUAGUGGUAAAAAUAGGGGGGAAAGGGACAAAAAGAAGAAAGGACGGUACAAAAAAGAAAUGUAAUUGUUUAUUACCCAUAUCACU